Molecule: messenger RNA, 353 nt
Organism: Neurospora tetrasperma FGSC 2508
Lineage: Eukaryota; Fungi; Ascomycota; Sordariomycetes; Sordariales; Sordariaceae
Exons: 2
Coding region: 78-353 (91 amino acids)
Source: RefSeq, a predicted model, not a curated record
CCCUCAUCAAAGCACACCACAACCAUCUCACACCUACCUAGAAACCUGCUCAGCUUCGGCAAUACCAACCACCCACCAUGCGCUUCGCUCUUGCUGUUGCCCUCACCGCCACCCCUUUGGUCCUCGCCAGCAGUUCCGGCGGCUCUGUUAAGCAGCGUUCGGAUGCCGCCGCUGCAGCCUGGACCUGCACUCCACCUUACAACUACUGUGGAUGGUACCUGAUCGCCCAAGAUCCUGCUGGCUGGGGCGGCGUGCUUGACCCCAAUGCCUUGUACCAGUGCGUGAACGGAGGAGUCAACAUUCUCAGCACCUGCGCCAACGGUUGUGAAGGCCCGACGGCCCAUUGCAAGUAG